Iphiclides podalirius (scarce swallowtail) is the source of this 1923-nucleotide messenger RNA. Lineage: Eukaryota; Metazoa; Arthropoda; Insecta; Lepidoptera; Papilionidae. The record is from the annotation of a GenBank genome assembly.
AUGCGGGAGGCGCCGGCACGCGCGCCGCCGUCACCGGCCGGCCGCCAGUCGAUCGCGGAACGUUUCUCGAGCGGUACGCGCCCUGCCGUCGAACACGCUCCCCUCGCGAUCACAACUUCGCGCCUCCGCGGCCAAGCACACGAUCAGUCGCCGCUGCGACCGGCUGCGACCCGCACCCGCUUAGCGCGGCCGAGCAUGACGAUGGAUCAGCAGACAGGCCUCAUGUCCCUCAAUAUGUCCCCGUUCGACCUGAGCCCAGGACCGGAGGGCUCCGGUUCGGGAGGCGGGCCCUCGGGGGCCUCGCAGCAAUAUGUGCCACAGGGCGCUGCCUACCAGUGCGCGCCCGACCAGCAGCCUUUCGGCUAUGCCAAUUUGGACACUUCAUAUCUAUUCCCGACAGGCACCGGCGAGCCGGGCGCCUACUUGCCAGCCGCUGGCACUGUUUGCGACCAGACCGACACCAAGGACGUGAUAGAGGAACUGUGCCCCGUGUGCGGGGACAAAGUCAGCGGCUACCAUUAUGGCCUCCUCACCUGCGAGUCCUGCAAGGGAUUCUUCAAGAGGACCGUACAGAACAAGAAGGUGUACACAUGCGUCGCGGAGCGCGCCUGCCACAUUGACAAAACACAGAGGAAGCGAUGCCCAUUCUGCCGCUUCCAGAAGUGCCUCGACGUCGGCAUGAAGCUCGAAGCGGUCCGCGCCGACCGCAUGCGAGGUGGCCGCAACAAGUUCGGCCCCAUGUACAAACGCGACCGCGCACGCAAGCUGCAGAUGAUGCGCCAGCGCCAGAUAGCGGUGCAGACGCUGCGCGGCUCGCUCGGCGACGGGGGCCUGGUGCUCGGCUUCGGCUCGCCAUACGCUUCGGUGCCGGUGAAGCAGGAGAUCCAGAUCCCGCAGGUGUCCUCGCUCACCUCCUCGCCGGAGUCGUCGCCGGGGCCAGCCCUACUCGCGGCGCCGCCGCAGCCGCCCCAGCCGCCGCAGCAGCCGCCCACGCAUGACAAGUGGGAGGCGCACUCGCCCCACUCCGCCUCGCCAGACGCGUUUGCCUUCGACGCCCCGGCCACCGCCGCCGCCACGCCGUCCAGCACGGAGCCCACCAGCACAGAGACCCUCCGCGUCUCACCGAUGAUCCGCGAAUUCGUCCAGACCAUCGACGAUCGCGAGUGGCAGAACUCGCUCUUCGGACUCUUGCAGAGCCAAACCUACAACCAGUGCGAAGUCGAUCUGUUCGAGUUAAUGUGCAAAGUGCUGGACCAAAAUCUCUUCUCGCAGGUCGACUGGGCGCGGAACACCGUGUUCUUUAAGUAUUUAAAGGUCGAUGACCAGAUGAAGCUACUGCAGCACUCAUGGUCCGACAUGUUGGUCUUAGAUCACCUCCACCAGCGGAUGCACAACGGGCUCCCCGACGAGACAACACUGCACAACGGACAGAAGUUCGACCUCCUUUGCUUGGGCCUCCUAGGUGUGCCCUCGCUGGCCGACCACUUCAACGAUCUGCAGAACAAACUGGCCGAGCUGAAAUUCGACAUACCGGAUUACAUUUGCGUGAAAUUCCUGCUCCUCCUCAAUCCCGAGGUGCGCGGUAUCGUGAACGUAAAAUGCGUGCGCGACGGCUAUCAGACGGUUCAGGCCGCUUUGCUCGAUUACACGCUCACCUGCUACCCGUCAAUACAGGACAAAUUCAGCAAGCUGGUGAUGGUGGUCCCCGAGAUCCAUGCGCUGGCUGCCCGGGGUGAGGAGCACCUGUACCAGCGGCACUGCGCCGGCCAGGCCCCCACACAGACCCUCCUCAUGGAGAUGCUGCACGCCAAGCGCAAGCCAAACGGAGGCGAAAUGGUUAACCGGAACGCCGAGCACACCUCGACUCUAGACAGAUUGUGCGGUUUCCUGCCAACCGACACGAUUGAACCGCAUUCGCCAAUA